AUGUCUAAAGCACACCGGGAAGCUGGUAAAUACGCAUCUGUUCCAGCCUUCCUCGACAGAGCAGCGACGUCUCAAGCAGGACAGGCUGCCAGCGUGGCAGUCUCUGUUCCAGACUUCCUCGACAGAGCAGCGGCGUCUCGAGCAGCACGGGCCGACAAUGCAGCUCCAUCUGUCCCUACCUUCCUCAUCAGAGCAGUGACGUCUGGAGCAGCACAGGCCGCCAGUGUGGCCGCCUAUGUUCCUGCUUUCCUCGACAGACCAGCGACGUCUGGAGCAGCACUGGCCGCCAGUGUGGCCGCCUGUGUUCCUGCCUACCUCAACAGAGCACCAACGUCUGGAGCAGAAUGGGCCGCCAGUGCUGCCGCCUCUGUACCAGCCUUACUCGACACAACAGCGAUAUCUGUAGCAGCACGGACCGCUGGUGUGGCCGCAUCUGUUCCAACCUUCCUCGACAGACCAGCGAGGUCUGGAGCAGCAGGAGCCGCGGGUGUGGCCGCCUCUGUUUCAGCCUUCCUCGACAGAGCAGCGACGUAUGGAGCAGCACAGGCCGGUAGUGUGACUACAUCUGAUCCAGCCUUCCUCGUCAGAGCACUGACGUCUAGAGCAACAAUGCCGAUAGUGUGGCCGCCUCUGUUCCAGCCUCCCUCGACAGAGCAGCGAUUACUUGAGCCGCACGAGCCAGUAGUGUGGGCGCCUCUUUUCCAGCCAUUCCCGACACAGCAGCGACCCUUCCUCGAUAAAGCAGCCAUGUCUAAAGCACACCGGGAAGCCGGUGAAUACGCAUCUGUUCCAGCCUUCCUCGACAAAGCAGCGACGUCUCAGGCAGGACAGGCUGUCAGCGUGGCAAUCUCUGUUCCAGACUUCCUCGACAGAGCAACGACGUCUGGAGCACCACGAAAAGACGGUGAGGUCGCCUCUGUUCCAGCCUUCCUCAACUGA
Molecule: messenger RNA, 939 nt
Organism: Schistocerca gregaria
Lineage: Eukaryota; Metazoa; Arthropoda; Insecta; Orthoptera; Acrididae
Exons: 2
Coding region: 1-939 (312 amino acids)
Source: RefSeq, a predicted model, not a curated record